Molecule: messenger RNA, 3512 nt
Organism: Drosophila elegans
Lineage: Eukaryota; Metazoa; Arthropoda; Insecta; Diptera; Drosophilidae
Gene: Fbl6
Product: F-box/LRR-repeat protein 6
Exons: 9
Coding region: 492-2657 (721 amino acids)
Biological process (GO): SCF-dependent proteasomal ubiquitin-dependent protein catabolic process
Cellular component (GO): SCF ubiquitin ligase complex
Molecular function (GO): protein binding
Source: RefSeq, a predicted model, not a curated record
AUUUCAAAUAGUAACGCUUUUCGCCGAGCGAUGCCACCCCGCCGAGGAAAUGCAGCAUUUACCGUGUAUCGUGCACCUGGUCCCACCGGCGAUUGUUGUGAUGUAUCGAUACAACAACAACAUCCCCAGCUUUCUAUCUACGUCGUUUGUUGCAGCAAAUAAAUAAGUUUUAAUUGAUUGUGCGCCUCUAAAAUGUACGAAUUGUGGCUAAUGCCGUGACCAACUGCAGUGCAGUGCCCCCGUGAUUGGCAAAAAUGUUAAAUCGGUCAUUUCAGGCAGCAGAAAAGGCCUAAAGUGUCCAUAAAACGCCAAGGGAAAAAAUCUUUAGAAUCGAAUUCGAACAAUUCAAACACACACACCUAGUGCCGUACCGUUCGCACACCGCCGAGCAGUACAGUACCGCAGUGCGUGAGAGCGAGACAACUAGCGUGUCGGCAGAUAACAUACAUUUGUGUACCUACCUCUCUUCCAAGUGAAGAGCGAGUGGAGUGAUGAGCGAAUCUCUGGCCUUGCAAGUGGAGGAGACCAAGGUGUCCGAAGAAGAUAAUGUGAAAGAGAAAGCUGAAGUGUCCACGUCAAAAGUUCCCGCGGGAUCGGCAAUGAAGGUGGACACCGAUGACACUGGUGGUCAGCAGCAGGCGCAAAGUGAUCCGGGAGAUAAGGAGAAAUCUGCCACGGUGGACAUAAACACACUCACCCCCUCGACGCCUUCGCAAACACCGCCACAACUGCUGGCCGUUGAAACUGCCACAUCGGGGAGCACGGCCGUCAUCCCGGAGAACAUCCUGUCGCCGCCCAAGUCAGAAACCCAAACGGAUGAGACCAACACGGCCACAUCGACAUCUUGCUCCCCGGCCUCCGAGGGCCAGCGAUCUCCCGCGGCGAAGCAACAGUCAACGGCUCCUCCGUCAAAGCAGCAGAAGGAGCAGGCUCAGCCCACAGCAGCGGUCAAUGGCUCCAUACCAAAGACGUCGGGAAAGCCUCUUUCCUCCGCGCUAAGUGGCAAAAAGCCCAGCAAGGCGCCCUCCACGUCACCACGCGCCUCCCGAUCCCGCAAACCCAAGGCGCUGCCCAUGUACGAAAGCGAGAUCAGCGACAACAAGGUGGGCAUCAAGCUGUGCAUCAAGAAGUCCGAUGCCGGAGACGGUGCACCCGCUGGAGCCACAUCUCCCCCAGUCGCUGUUCCCGCUGCCUCCAAACCGGUGCGCAAGCGCGUCCGCAAACCAAAGCAACAGGACAGCGAUGAGGCCGAGUAUGAGCCGCGCAAGAAAAAAGGUGGAGGAGGUAGCGGUGGCGAAAAGAAGGUUUCAACGAGUUCGGAUCCGGAGGCAGCCGGUGAGCCGAUCGAGCAGAGUGUCUGGGCCCAAAAGCUGCCAGAAGAAGUCCUUUUCAGGAUCUUCGAACAUGCUGUUGACACACAGGGCUGCUUGCCCACCCUGUUUCGCCUUGGCAGAGUCUGCUCCCUCUGGCGCCAGGUUUCCCUUAGGCCCACCCUGUGGCGCACCAUGGAUCUGACCACAUGGGUAAAGGAGAAGUAUCGCACUGAACUGAAGCUCAAGUGGUUCGUGGACAACCGCUGCAGUGCCUGUACAGAGCUGAAUGUUUCCAACUGGAAAAUAUCGGACAUCAAUUGCUUCCUUGCCAAGUUGUCAAGCGGUUGCCCGAAUCUCGCUGGCAUUACGCUGUCCGGUUGGAAGGGUUUCACCUCGGAUCAUCUCACAUAUUUAGUGGAUAACAUGCACAAGUUGCAACGCUUGGACUUGAGCUCCAUUAAUGUUGAGAUGAAUGCCAGCAAAAGUGCUGUGGGUGUCAACUCGCUGUGCAAUGCAUUACAAACCAUGGGCAGUCGCCUAACGCAUCUCUAUUUGGCGCACAACCGUUUGGCGGGUAUUCCUCAAAUAGUCGGAAUUCUUUCGACGCACUGUCCGAAUCUAACGUUAUUGGAUCUCUCAAAUGUGACCACUCAGGCCACAUCGCACGGCGUACUCCACAUUGAGAAGCUGCAACGCGGCUGCCAAAAGCUUAAAGUUCUGCGGGUGACAAACUCUCACAUAACGCCGAGCACGGCAUCAAUGCAGGAAAUUAUGGAUUCCCCCGGCUUUCCUGAUCUGGAAGAACUGUCCGUGGCUGCCUUGACAGAUGAAUCACGCAUCAUUAGCGACGAUCAUUUACAGCGCAUCCUGAAGAGCAGCUCCAAGCUCAAGCUGCUAGACGUGCGUAACUGCACGCGGCUGACACACGAGAGCCUCAUCCGCCUACCAGCCUGGGAUAUCAAGCAUUUAUUCCUGUCAGGCUGCUCAGUCACACGAGAUAUGGGGUCGGGCCUGGAACUCAUUGCCUCCAAGUGGGCGCACAGUCUUAUUGAAUUGGAUCUGGCUUGGGCGAAUAUGCAGCAGCCCAUAGACAAUGCCCUGCGUGCCCUCGCCGAAAAGGGCAGGGAGUCCCCGAUGGCUCACUUAAAUCUGUGUGGUUCGUCCGUUUCCGAUGAGGCGGUAAAGGAAAUACUGACGAAUUGCCGGAAGAUGAGCUCCAUCAACUUGGCAUCGUGCCGAGGACUGCCGCGUGGAGUCAAGCGUCUCAUGCAGGGAACUCAGGAGCUGGGCGAACUGCGCGAGGUUCUAGGCGUGCAGCUGAAGAACAGCAGCGGGAGCAACUAAUCCAGUCAGUGGGCGAGUCCACACACACACACACACACACACACAUCGGUUUUAUUGUUGAUCAGGCGGGCCAAGUUUAAAUGUAAUUUAAAUUGUUGCAUCCCUCUUUGCGCGAAAGGCGUUUAGCGCUUUGUUGAUUUUGUAAUGUAGUCGGCAAACAUAUUGCAAUAUUUGCAAAUUUGCAAUCGCUUGCAUCUUCCAAUAAUGCUUAUUUUGUUCAUAGGCCCUAGAGUGUAAUUAUUGUACUAUUGUACUAGUUUAGUAUUCUCCGCACAGCGGCAGCAGCGAGAUCCUCCCUUUCUGGAGGUUCCCGCAUAUAGAUGCUGUGCGAACGAGCAACCUUUUGUAAAUGCAAUAUGUAUUCAUAAUUUAGUUGAUUCGAAUUUUUUGCAGCGCGAAAAUCAUUCACUUUCGAGGACAACCGUUUGCAACGAUUUUCAAUGAUUUUUUUUUAUUAUAUAGGUAUAUCUAUAUAUAUAUAUAUUUACUGAUUUAUUGUUAAGUCCGACCAUUGAGCGUUUGUAAAGUAUGUAUACAAGAAUUUAAAUUAAGUUUAAAGUGUAUGUUUUGCAAUACAAAAACCAUAUAUUUACCAUAAAGUAGUCGUCAAUUCAAAGUCGCUAACUAAGGCAAUUUGUAGAAUGUUUUAACCCGAUAGAACUGUACAUAUUGGCGUUAGAGAAACUUUCCGAUUGGAUGUUUUUAUAUACAAAAUAACCAUUAAUAAAGGUAAAGCAUAUACCACACAUAAAUAACAUAAAUUAAAACAAUUCAAUUGUUAAGCAUUAUUAGCAGUUAAGAGACGGCAAUUAAAGGUACAUUUAAUUUAAAAUAAACGCAAACAUUUUCAAUCUA